Messenger RNA from Ictidomys tridecemlineatus (thirteen-lined ground squirrel), 643 nucleotides. It is a transcript of the gene Spmap1, whose product is annotated as sperm microtubule associated protein 1. The record is from RefSeq and is a predicted model, not a curated record. Lineage: Eukaryota; Metazoa; Chordata; Mammalia; Rodentia; Sciuridae.
AACAAUGCGCAGGGCAACCCCCAUCAAGGGCCCUCAUCUCCACCAGAAAGACCCUCAAGAAUCCACGGAGGUUGGCAUGGCUCACUUUUGCGAGUGUCCUCUGCGAUUGGAGAAGGGCUUUAUUUUGGAUGGGGUAGCCGUGAGCACCGUGUCCCGUGCCUAUGGCUACACUAGGCCCAAACUCUGGUCGGCUAUUCCGCCCUACAAUGCACAGCAGGACUACCACACUCGCCGGUACUUUCAGAGCCACGUGGUUCCGCCCAUUUUGCGGAAAACUCAACAGGAUCAUGGCGGUACAGGAAGGGAUGGCUGGAUAGUAGAUUAUUUCCACAUUUUUGGGCAAGGACAGAGAUAUCUCAACAGAAGAAACUGGGCAGGGGCAGGGCAUUCCAUCCAACAGGUGACCGGGCAUGACCACUACAAUGUCGAUUUGAAGCCAACCACGGGGUUCAACGGUAGGUUUGGCUACCGCCGUAACACCCCAUCCCUCCGUCAUCACACAUCCGUGUUUGGGGAGAUCACUCAAUUCCCUCUCUUCUGACAACAUUGCUUCCUUAUUACAGCCAUUGGCCUGAAUUUCUAAGAAAGUUGUUUAUAUGAAUUCUCAAUGAUAUUUUAUAUUAAAAUUUAUUUGUGUCUCCAA